AUGGCAAUAUUAUCAGCCAAGAAUGAAGUCUUUUUUUUAAUAUAUGUUUGUUUGGAAUUAUGGGAUAAUCUGGAACAGAGACUCAUUCUCAAAACAUUUUGGCUUGUUGUCAACUUUUUGGUCUCCAUCAUUCUCUUAUGUGUGUUCUUUUUGCAGUCCAAUGCAUCCUCUGGCAUGGGAGUUGCUCCUGAUAUCAGGGAGACAUUCCUGGAGCUUCAGAUGAAGAAGGCAUUUCGCUAUGUCAUCUUCAAAAUAGAAGAAAAGCAAAAGCAGGUUGUUGUGGAGAAGACGGGGGCUACAACUGAGAGUUAUGAUGAUUUCCUGGCUUGUCUCCCAGAAAACGACUGCAGAUAUGCCCUUUAUGAUUUUGACUUUGUUACUGGGGAGAAUGUGCAGAAAAGCAAGAUUUUCUUCAUUGCCUGGUCCCCUGACACAUCGCGCAUCCGCGCCAAGAUGCUGUACUCCACCUCCAAGGACCGCAUCAAGCAAGAGCUCGACGGGUUCCACUACGAGAUCCAGGCAACUGACCCGACCGAGGUGAAGCUCGAUGUCCUCCGCGACCGGGCGCACUAG
This is a messenger RNA of Triticum turgidum subsp. durum (durum wheat), 573 nucleotides long. The record is from the annotation of a GenBank genome assembly. Lineage: Eukaryota; Viridiplantae; Streptophyta; Magnoliopsida; Poales; Poaceae.